CCUUGCUCCACCAGUGUGCACACUUGACUCUGUCUGUGCCUGCAUUUUUUCCCUCCCCUCUCAUUCGGUCUCUGUCUCUCAGCUGCAGCAGCUCAGGGGAGGCAGCUGGAUGUACGUCUGCAUAACAAUUGCCACAGGUAAAGACAGCUGCAUCGUCGGAUGUUGCCAACCCCACAAGGGGGCUAGGGAGCCUUUGCUUCUGCGGUUGCAAGUUCUCAUCCCAGCACGGGGUGCACAUUUCUAAUCAUCUUCCGGAGAGCAUCCUGGAGGAAAGGACACGCAGAGGAUCCCAGCAACCCGACCAACAAAUCACAAGCUGACUUAAAAGAGCGCAGGCUUUCAGGGACUGAGGAAUAAACACCACUCAGAGAGAGACAAGAGAGCAUCAGUGGGAUAUUUUUAAACAUUGCAGCCCCUGUUUGUGUUUUUUGUUCUUAUCUCUUGCUUUCUUCUCUUUCUGUAUUAAUCAUUUCAUCCGCUCCCGGCAUCUCAUCUUCUUCCUCUCUCAUUUUAUCCUUCUGUGGCGGAAUGUCCCCUGCAAAUAGAUGAGAAGAGGCUUUCUGAGCGGUUGCUGCAGUAUUCACGGACAGUAUAGUGAGACAGCAGGGCGCUGAGCGGACAGCUUGGGUAUAUCUGAUCCAUAGCGGGCUGGAGACGGAGCAGGAUCACGCUUUGCAUGUUGCAGAUUUAUCCGCCCUGUGAUACCACUGUGCGACAACACCCAUCAUUCUUUUUUUUCUCUUCUCCUCCCUCUCGUUCUCCUCAUCUAAAGUGUUGCUUUGUGACUGGAUCAGGAGAAUUACUUGGAUUCUACUGCUUUAUUGUAAUCCUGGGAUUUAGAGCACACAUAAAAAGGAAGAAAAGUGGGUCUGGAGCCAAAGAGUGAAAAAUAAAAAUAUAUCUUUAAAUAAAAAGAGACGCUUGUUGAAAAGAAUCGCGGAUAAUACAAGGAAAGUGUUCGAUGGAUGCAUAAACGUCAGAUCUCUCGCUCUCUUUCAGUUACGAAAGAGACCAGUUUUGGGAGCUGAGGGGACGCUAACUCGGCUAAAGCUGCAUUGGAAAACAUCUUUAUUUUUUGUGGUCCUGCACACGGUGGGGGAGGCAACAAGACCCACCCUGCAAGUUUCCUUCCCCUCGUUAGGCAAUACUGUCCCGUUGUGGAUUCUGCUUGGAGGGGACGCGUAUGCACGUUAAGUAGAAAAAGCUGUGGAUUUUUGCUGCAGUGACAUCUGAACACUGAUGCCACAUAUUCCUCAUAGAGGUGAAGCUGUUCCUUCCCACCUAUCUCUCCCUCCUGUCCCUUUUUCUCCUUGUUAGAACACUUCUUCUUCUCCUCUGGCUUACCCUGCUCUGAACAUUCUUGAAGCUCACUGUUACUUCAGUUGGACAUUGGAAGUUGUGCCGGACUAAACACGGACUAAUAAGGCGAUUAUCCGUCUACGCCACCUCUCCCAUUUUUUCACUGGGUGCCUCUACGUCUGAGUGUGUGUGCUUGUGUGUUUGUGAUAGUGUGUCUGCAUGUAUCUGCACCCCUCCCUUUCUCUCUAUCCUUGGAUUACAUACAUGUGUACGUGUUAUUGAACGGCCCAUUCCCGUGAGGUCCUUCAGUAUCCAUUUUACCACCUUUCCCUUUGUAUGUUCUUGUUGAUCGGCAUUGUUGGGAACCUUUCUGCCAUGUGCUACUGAUGCUUAUCCCAGGGUUAACCCUCAAUGAGCCAUAAAGGACGGAAGGAAAGGAUGAGCGAGUGUUCUGGGGCAGCGGUUUCCGGGGCGGUCAUCCUGGAGGAACCUGAGGGUUCGGGGCCUUCAGGGGGCCGUGGUGAGGUCCAGGCCCAGGAUCAGGGUCCUCUUCGCUGUGCCGUUUGGCCUCGCCAACAGACAUGGUUGUGUGUGGUCCCCUUACUCAUCGGUUUCAUUGGCCUUGGAUUGAGCCUGAUGCUGCUGAAAUGGAUUGUUGUUGGUACAGUACGGGAUUACGUGCCAACGGACCUGGUGGAUGCUAAUCGGAUAGGCCAGGAUCCUAUCUUCCUCUCCAAGCCAAGCGGGAUUCCAAAAAGUUCCGAUACUACAACCACCACAACUACUCCGACAGUUGAUGGCGGGAACCCUACACCUCGAACUGGAACUUUUGCGAAAGGAAGAACUCGUUCCACUGCUACUACCACGACUAUGAACCCAAGAGGGGGUGGAGCCUCGGGUAGCCAAGUAACCCCUCGAAAUCCUGUAAAUCGUAAUGGACGAGGACCUUCGGGUUUUACUACCACUGCAGUGCCACGGACAACCUUCAUAAUUGGAGCAGCAACAUCUAGCCCCUCACCGUCCAAUCCAACUGUACUCCACGACUCCACGCAGACGUGGACCCUGGAGCAUACUACUACUGAGAAGGUCUCCACCACGCUCACCACGCGUACGCACGGCCACCGCAAGACACCGUCUCCGACUGUCCCUCCGCUGCACUCGGAGCAUUUUAAACCCUGUCAUGAGAAGGACCUGGCCUACUGCCUGAACGGGGGCGAAUGCUUCGUCAUCGAGACGCUUAGUGGGCCUCACAAGCACUGCAAGUGUCGAGAAGGCUACCAGGGAAUCCGCUGUGACCAGUUCCUCCCCAAGACGGACUCCAUCCUGUCGGACCCAAAAAGCAAAGAGGUGUACAAGAGACAGGUGCUGUCAAUCACGUCCAUCGCUAUGGCGAUCAGCCUCCUGGGGACCCUGUGCAUGGCCCUCUACUGCCGCAACAAGAGGCGCAGAGAGAAGCUCCAGGCACACCUGAAGGAGAGUCGCACUUUGAAAAACUACACUGCUAAUUCCCACAAUGCCCUGGAUGCCAAGAUGAGGACCCCGAACUCAACCCUGCAAAUGCAUGAGCGUCAGGUGUUUGUGACAGCGUCAGUUCCCAUGGGUGUACCAAGACGCUCUCAGGUAAAUGUCAUACCUGUGAUGCUUCGCUGUGCCUCUGGAGCCGGCGGACGGCGUGGUGGAGAUGUUGCAGUGUGCAAAGCUGGACGCACAAAGGUUUCCCUGGCGAGACUGGGAGGACCAAGUGCUUCCCUGUCUCACAGCCCGGAUCAGAGUACCCGGGCCGCCCAUUGGUCAGCUCCACGCAGGACCCCGCCCAUACCCAGGGGAAGGCUAAAUCCGAUUGGAGGAUCCAAGUAUUCAGGCCCCGCCUACCAACACCUUCAGGAAGUGGACUCAUCUGAGAGGGAGGCCGAAGCACAAAGAGGUUGCCAAAUGCAGGUCGCGAACCAACCAACCGGACGAGACGCCGUCCUACAUAUGCAAACACCAGUUUCCAUGGAGACAUCGUCACCAUCGCCUUGGAGCGUGGGCCGCGUGGAGGUGGCGCGUUGUGUCCCGUGCGCCCCGUCCGAGCACCACAACCCCAACCCCGCCACCCGCAGCCUGCGCAGGCCUGGACGCCGUCACGGCCGCUCCCCGCCUCCGCCGAUCCGCUCCAGCUCCAUCCCGAUCAUCCCCUCCGUCCAGUGUCACCGCGACAACGAGGUGUCCUGUAUGCAAACCAGUGCGGCGCCGGCGAACGCGGCCACGUCGGCCACGUGCGGCGCCGGGCCCCGCAAGGAAGCCAGGAGAGAGAAGGCAGCGUGCCCCGCGCCGUGUUCUUCUUCCUGCUCGUCCGCCAUUGGCCAGCGGCAGGAUGAGGUGGCGCUGCUGCUGGAGGAGGCGCAGGAGCACCUCAGGGCGCUGGCGUUGGCUCACAGGAAGCAGGGAGAAGGCGGGAUCAGCGGCGGCGGCGGCGGCGGCGGAUCCACGGCUGCGCCGGUCGAGGCCAGAGAAACAGUUUGCUUCCUGAACCUUAACGGAGGAGGUGCUGGGGCGCUGAGCUGUACCGGACCCACGCAGACCCAGCUGCUCAGCCCCAGCCUAUCACACAGAGACCUGGGCCAAACGAGCCAAUGAAAGGACACGAUUUGGGACAUUCACUUUCGGGUUUGACAUUGUUUGACAGACUACAGCACACUGUCCCGCGUCUGUGGGACAUGAAUGGAAAUGCAGAACUUAAAAAACUAAAAAAUGUAUGUCAUGGAAGUUCAGAAAAUGUGCUGAUGAUACGCAUUCUGUAUGGAGACUAGCAUACAAGGACUUCUUGAGAGGCCGCCUUCACACCGACUGACAGUAUGGAAAAGAGAAGAAAAAAAAUAUUUACAUGCAUUUACUUACAAAAACAAGAGAAACACUUCUACUUCUAGGCAAAAAGAAACCAAAUAGUCUGUCAACUCUAUGGUGUUUUUAAUUGUAAAAAGAAUAUAUGAAUAUAUAUAUAUAUAUAUAUAUAAAUAUAUAUGGAUAUAAAUAUACGGAAUUCAAAAAGUGACCAAGUACAAAGUUGAAGAACACAGGAAUGAUGUAACUAUUUUUCUUUCUUUUUUUCUUCUUCUCCCCCCUUUUUGUGUAUUAACUGUCACGUUUUGGUUUCGGGCUCAAAUCUGACGUAAAAACGUCGUUAACGUCGCGCCGCACGUAACGCGAGACGUGAUUUGGAUUCUGGGAACCUGCACAGAAUCCAAAAUGUGCAACAAA
Molecule: messenger RNA, 4539 nt
Organism: Etheostoma cragini (Arkansas darter)
Lineage: Eukaryota; Metazoa; Chordata; Actinopteri; Perciformes; Percidae
Product: pro-neuregulin-3, membrane-bound isoform
Exons: 10
Coding region: 1711-3918 (735 amino acids)
Biological process (GO): animal organ development; intracellular signal transduction; nervous system development
Molecular function (GO): chemorepellent activity
Source: RefSeq, a predicted model, not a curated record